GAACUCUCUCAAUAAAUGAUUUCUAAGAUAGGGUUUCCAAAGCUUUAUCCUCGAUCAAAGUCAUGGCUACAACACAAAUAUUUUACAUCGUUUCUUCACAUAGGAACAAGAGCCUUUGCAAAUGCACCGGCUCAAGAACAAGCGAUUUCGACUGCUUUCAAAGUUCAAGAUCCAAAAGAUUUCAACGAUCGCGUUAAAAACUCCAAAGUGCCUGUGAUCGUUGAUUUUUUCGCAACAUGGUGCAAUCCAUGUCGUAUGCUCACUCCUCGUAUAGAAUCGGUAAUCGCAGAGAAACAAGGAAAAGUUUUACUGGCAAAGGUUGAUAUCGACGAGAAUAGCGAUCUUGCCUUAGAUUACGAGGUUGGCUCUGUUCCAGUCCUGAUCGCAAUGAAGGAUGGAAAAGUUUUAGACAGAAUUGUUGGUCUCCAGGAUGUAGAUAAACUUAAACAAUUUGUAGAUAAGUAUUCAGAAUAAUGUAAUCUAGUUUAACUGUAAUUUUGUUGGAGUAACCUUAUGGUUACUAAAGUACUUGUAUAAUAUUGUAUGGUAAUAAGUGUAUAAUACAGUAUAACUUUUUAUUUA
This is a messenger RNA of Bombus pascuorum, 582 nucleotides long. RefSeq names its product thioredoxin, mitochondrial-like. The record is from RefSeq and is a predicted model, not a curated record. Gene Ontology annotation, cellular component: cytoplasm. Lineage: Eukaryota; Metazoa; Arthropoda; Insecta; Hymenoptera; Apidae. Gene Ontology annotation, molecular function: oxidoreductase activity, acting on a sulfur group of donors, disulfide as acceptor; protein-disulfide reductase activity. Bases 16 to 474 code for a protein of 152 amino acids. The transcript has 4 exons.